UCCGCCUCCGCCCCCGGCUCUCAGCUCACGCCUGUGCUGCAGCCCAGCCGGGUCCGCGCCGGGAUGGGGUAGGGGCAGCGCCACGGAGUUGGGCGAUGGGCCGCCCUCUGGGAACCGAGCAGCCCCCGGAGGCCUGACAGACCGCGAGGACCGGCGGAGGAGCCCCGCCUGGAUGUCAAGCGGAUGCCCCAGUGCCCCCAGCGGACUCGGUGGGGACCAUGGCUUCGCUGAUGCCCCUCUCCCCAUAUCUCAGCCCCACGGUCCUCCUGCUGGUCAGUUGUGACCUGGGCUUUGUGCGAGCAGACCGGCCUCCUUCUCCUGUGAAUGUGACAGUCACUCACCUCAGAGCCAACUCAGCCACUGUGUCCUGGGACGUCCCAGAAGGCAACAUCGUCAUUGGCUACUCCAUUUCCCAGCAACGGCAGAACGGCCCAGGGCAGCGUGUGAUCCGAGAGGUGAACACUACCACUCGGGCCUGUGCCCUCUGGGGCCUGGCCGAAGACAGUGACUACACCGUACAGGUCAGGAGCAUCGGCCUAAGGGGAGAGAGCCCCCCAGGGCCCCGGGUGCACUUCAGAACACUCAAGGGCUCUGACCGGCUACCAUCAAACAGCUCAAGCCCAGGUGAUAUCACAGUGGAGGGUCUGGAUGGAGAGCAACCACUGCAAACGGGGGAAGUGGUCAUCAUUGUGGUAGUGUUGCUUAUGUGGGCUGGUGUAAUUGGGCUAUUCUGCCGUCAGUAUGACAUCAUCAAGGACAAUGACUCUAACAACAACCCCAAAGAGAAGGGGAAGGGGCCAGAACAGAGUCCUCAGGGAAGACUAGUGGUGACAAGACAGAAAAAGUCACCGUCCAUCAAUACCAUCGACGUAUGACUGACAGAAACAGAACCAGAAAAGACAUGCACUAAUGACAUGGGAAUGGGGAUGGGGUCAGGGAAAGCCAAAGGUGAUGAUCUGCCCAAGACUAGGAUCCCACAGUCUCCCAGAGGGUAAUGACACUCCCACAAUCUCAGGCCUGGUACCCAUCCCCUUUCCCCUGUGAGCAGGGCCAGAAGGUAAGUUAGAGUCUGCACCCCUGGACCUGGGGAGUAGAUAUCAGAUGGGAUGUCUCCUCCCAGCCCCCAGUCCAGGGGAGAGUCACUCGUUCAACCCUAUCCCAUUAGACCCCAAAUAGGGGCCCCAUUUCACCUACAUCAGGACUUUCAGCAUCCCCAGCUGCCCCUACAUUUUGCUUCUGGGUCUCAGAGAGGGGUGUUUCUGAGGGUAGUCCCCCUCCCCCAAUAAAUGAAAGGCACUGUCUGGGCCUGGAGGCAGAUGCUGCACUACACUACUCCAAUGUCUUCCAAGGAGCCUCAGGUGCUCCCCCUCUCAUCUGGCAGCCCCACCAGCUGCUGGUGAUCUCACCCGUUGGACAUUUUUCCAAUAAACGUUCUUGGACAAACUGGAGCUAGCUGUAUGGUAUACUGUAUAGUAUGCUGAAGACAUUUCCCCACCUUUUCUCUCUCCUGACUGUGCAAGGGCCCCUCACACCAACAACUUGAUGAGAGCAGAGUCUCAUUGUAAGAUGUUUGCUUCAAUUCUCCAGCCUAGAAUGGGUGGUGGAGGCCAGGAAGAGGGGUGUAGAAAACCAGAGCCCUAGUUCAUUUUGCUUUGGUGCAUGAGAAGGGGGAGGGGGAUAUGGGAAGGAUGUAAGUUCUUCCCACACCAGUGACAGCUAAGGCUAUUUCACAUGAGGAGGCCAGUAGCCUUUUUAUCUUCACUACCCAUGUUGGCAGCCCAACUCCUCACCAUUCAUUCUUCUGCUUCUUCAUCAAACGUGGGCAGAAAUGGGACUGAGCAGUAUCUUGGGAACUAAUGAAAGAGCAGCUGUACAAAUGGAUCUCUUGGUGCCAUGUGCUUCUCUCUGUGGAUCCCUGCCCCUCUGUUUCCCUGCCUUCGUAAACUUGUGUCUCUGUCUCUGUUCAGUUGGUCAAAGUCACUAAUAAUAAUUGUGAAGUGUAAAUGAGUUUAUAUUCAGGCUCUGCCACUUUGUCCACAAGAGAAUUCUGGAAAUAAAACUGAGGGGUUUGGACUCCCCUGUGAAAAUAAUUCUAAUUUGGGCUCUGACCCUCUGGGGCCUACUUGUUUCCUGUGAAAACAGAGACUGUCCUCGACUCUCUCCUAAUUUCCAAGGGGGCUUGGUGGCAGUGAAAGAAAUAACCCGUUGACAUUUGUAACCACUGUGGAGGAAAAGGUUUCAGGAGCCAGACUCUGUUUGGACAGCUUUUGGGACACUUUCCAGAGGGUUAAGGGUCUCCCAAUUUGGGAUCAUUCCAGAGGAGGUUUUAUGAGUAAUUCUCCUUUUCCGCCUCUGUCUCUCUGGUGUUACAAGAAAUUAGACCAGUAAUUCUGGAAAGGACUCUAGCUACACAAUCCUAAAACUAAGAAGUCGCUAUCUUUUUCUACUUAACCAAGCUUUAACUUCAGGUAUCCCAAGACUUAACCUAUCAGGUGAGCCAAGCUCUGGUGUGCCCUCCACCCUGAGCCAUAAAGGCAUCCUGAUCUAAGGAGCAGUCUUCAAUUCUCUGUCUCCCUAUUUGGAAGUAAGACACUUACUUCUGCCUGGCCACCGGUUCCAGAACCCUCUCUAGAAGACUGUGGACAUAACAUAAUUUCUUGGGAUAGGAGUGUUACAGGCUAUAGUGGCAUGGCAUGGAAAUAGGGAGCUAGGACUUGAGCCGGAAUGUAAAGGAUAUUUAAAGCCACCAGCUGUGGAUUGAAUCCCCAGUUCAGUCCUUUCCUGGCUAUGUUAGAUUGGAAAAGUGACACCCCUAAUCCCGAGUUCCUGUUAUGUAAAAUGGGAAUAGUGGUAUUAUCCCCUUCAAGACGUGGUUUUGAGAUUAAAUGAGGUAAUGCAUAUGAAACACUUGGCAUAGUACCUGGCAGACACAUACUUAGUAUUCACUGUUAACUACCAUCUUUAUUAGCCUUGUGAUCCCGUGCAAGUCAUAUAACCUAUUUGAGUUCAAUAACGUCAACUAUGAAAGGCAUAUAAUAGAAACUGCCUUGCUUUCCUUCUGGGUUGUGAGGAGCAGAAGGGAACGCACUCAGCCGCGCGCAGUGCCCGUCAAAGAACGGGAAAAACUACGAUUACGUAGGAGCCAGAGUUCGCGAAGCCUUGUGGGCGUGGCUUGGUCUUGUAGGUUGCAAGACGUGACGGGAUUGGUCAAGGAGAGGGUUCAUCACUCCCCGUCGCGGGCCGGCCCC
This is a messenger RNA of Loxodonta africana (African savanna elephant), 3248 nucleotides long. It is a transcript of the gene FNDC4, whose product is annotated as fibronectin type III domain containing 4. Lineage: Eukaryota; Metazoa; Chordata; Mammalia; Proboscidea; Elephantidae. Gene Ontology annotation, biological process: negative regulation of inflammatory response. Gene Ontology annotation, cellular component: extracellular region; plasma membrane. The transcript is spliced from 7 exons. The record is from RefSeq and is a predicted model, not a curated record. The coding region runs from base 219 to 875 and encodes 218 amino acids. Gene Ontology annotation, molecular function: protein binding.